AUGCAAAGAAGUGUUUGAUUGGUCCAUGCAAUGCACAUCUGCAGGUGUCAUGGCGGACGUCGAAAUGCGUCAAAAUUCUUUGUCAGAAUCAGCGCUAAAAAACGAAGGCAGAUUAUCAGAAAGGGGACAAAACUUGGAGCUGGCUGAUAGUAUGGAAAACGGAGAAAGCGUCGACGGUUUCCCCGAUGAUUCGAGGAUUGGUAUUGGAGAUAAUUACCUUGUCAAACGUUCAGAUAACACUUGGCAUGCUGCAGAGGUCAUACAGACCAGAUCAAAUGAGCAGGCAGGAGGAAGAUAUGAGUACUAUGUGCAUUACAAAGGAUUAAACAGAAGAUUGGAUGAAUGGGUUGAAGUGGACAGGUUCAACUUGAAGGCCCGCUUGGAAGAGGACAGCAAGCCAGAAGUAAUCUCUGCUGCUGCCACCACAGAUCUGACAGAUGGAACAGACAGGAAGAUCACCAGAAACCAGAAGAGAAAGCAUGAUGAGAUAAACCAUGUGCAGAAGACAUAUGCUGAAAUGGAUCCAACUACAGCAGCUUUAGAGAAGGAACACGAAGCAAUUACAAAAGUGAAAUAUAUUGACAAAGUACAGAUAGGAAAGUAUGAGAUAGAUGCCUGGUAUUUCUCCCCCUAUCCGGAAGAAUACGGCAAACAGUCUAAACUCUGGGUGUGUGAGUACUGCCUGAAGUACAUGAGGCUAGAGAAGUCUUACAGAUAUCAUCAGAGUCAGUGUUUCUGGAGACAUCCUCCUGGAAAAGAAAUUUACAGGAAAGGAACAAUUUCACUCUUUGAGGUAGAUGGAAAAGACCACAAGAUAUACUGCCAAAAUUUGUGUCUGUUAGCCAAACUGUUCCUUGAUCACAAGACACUGUACUUUGACGUGGAACCUUUCUUAUUCUACAUCUACACUGAAGUUGACAGACAAGGCUGCCACCUGGUGGGAUAUUUUUCAAAGGAAAAAGAAUCUCCAGAUGGAAACAAUGUUGCCUGUAUCCUCACUCUCCCUCCAUUUCAAAGGAAAGGCUAUGGGAAAUUUCUAAUCGCAUUCAGUUAUGAACUGUCCAAAAUAGAGGGGUUGGUGGGCUCCCCCGAGAAGCCCCUGUCUGACCUGGGGAAACUGAGCUACAGGAGCUAUUGGUCCUGGGUGUUACUGGAGAUUCUCAGAGAUUUCAGAGGAACACUGUCCAUUAAAGAUCUCAGUCAAAUGACCAGUAUCACACAAACGGACAUUAUACAAACUCUUCAGUCCCUGAACAUGGUGAAGUAUUGGAAAGGCCAACAUGUGAUAUGUGUUACUCCAAAGCUGGUGGAAGAACACUUGAAAGGAGCUCAGUAUAAAAAGCCUCCCAUCACUAUAGAUGUGUCAUGUUUAAGGUGGGAGCCUCCUAGGAAAGUGCCCAGAAUUAUAAAGAAAUGAUGUGUCUUGUUUAAGAUGAGAGCUGCCAAAAAUGUACCCAGGAUCAUAAAAAAAUAAUGCCAUGUUUAAGAUGAGAACUGCCCAGGAUUAUAAAAAAAUAAUGUCAUGUUUAUGAUGGGAGCGAUCAAGGAAAGUGCCCAGGACUUUAAAAAAUUAACUGAAUUUGGUUCUUUGACAAGUGAAAUACAAGUUGCAUCAUUAUUGGUAUCUCAUACACUUUCAAACUUUUUCUUUUGCUCGUAUUUGGAUACCACUGGAUUCUGGACAAAUGUUUUGUAUGUUGAUUAUAAUGUGAUAUAGUGUUGGCGUUUCCAGUCCAGCAAAAAAAUGUAGCUAUCGUACCAUGAAGGUUUUUUUCAACCGAUUUCUGUACAUAAUUGUAAAGAUUACUUGAAUGGUCAUGAAAUAAAAUUGUACAGAAAGAU
This is a messenger RNA of Lingula anatina, 1842 nucleotides long. RefSeq names its product histone acetyltransferase KAT8. The record is from RefSeq and is a predicted model, not a curated record. Gene Ontology annotation, biological process: regulation of DNA-templated transcription. Gene Ontology annotation, molecular function: histone H4K16 acetyltransferase activity. Gene Ontology annotation, cellular component: NuA4 histone acetyltransferase complex; NSL complex; MSL complex. NCBI's taxonomy places the organism in Eukaryota, Metazoa, Brachiopoda, Lingulata, Lingulida, Lingulidae.